AUGGGCAAGGACUAUUACCGCACGCUGGGCCUGGCCCGCGGCGCCUCGGACGAGGACAUCAAGCGCGCGUACCGGCGCCAGGCGCUGCGCUACCACCCGGACAAGAACAAGGAGGCGGGCGCCGAGGAGCGCUUCAAGGAGGUGGCCGAGGCCUACGACGUGCUCAGCGACCCCAAGAAGCGCGAGAUCUUCGACAAGUACGGCGAGGAGGGUGAGCUGCGGGGAGGGGGGCACCGGGGGACGCACCUGGACCGAGUGGGGACAUCGGGGAAGGCACCUGGACCGGAGGGGGACAUCGAGGGAUAUUUUUGCCCCCUCCUCAUCACCCCGAAUGGCCCCGAACGGUCCCCGAAUUGUCCCUUAUCGGCCCCUCACGCCCGCUCUGUCCCCGCAGAGCUCAAGGACAAGAUCCUCACGAUCGAGGUGAAGCGCGGCUGGAAGGAGGGCACCAAAAUCACCUUCCCCAAGGAGGGCGACCAGACGCCCCACAACAUCCCGGCCGACGUGGUCUUCGUGCUCAAGGACAAGCCCCACGACGUGUUCCGCCGCGAGGGCUCCGAUGUCAUCUACCCGGCGCAGAUCAGCCUGCGGGAGAAGGUUCUGGAGGUGGAUGGGGAACAUCUAGAGAUGCUUGGAAAGCCAGAGGUGGGUGAGGAACAUCUGGAGAAGGUGGGGAACAUCUGGAGCCCCGAGCGCCGCGGCGACCUCGUCAUCGAGUUCAGCGUGCGCUUCCCGGAGCGCAUCCCGCCCGCCGAGGUGAUGUUCUGCACCCUCAACACGCACAAGGUGGACAUGGAGAAGCUCCUGGGCGGCCAGAUCGGCCUCGAGGACUUCAUCUUCGCCCACACCAAGGGCCAGCGCAAGGAGGUCGAGGUCUUCAAGUCCGAGGAGGCCCUGGGCCUCACCAUCACGGACAACGGCGCUGGCUACGCCUUCAUCCAGCGCAUCAAGGAGGGCAGCGUCAUCGACCGCGUCGCCGUCAUCGGCGUUGGGGACAUGAUCGAGGCCAUCAACGGGCAGAGCCUGGUGGGCGCCCGCCACUACGAGGUGGCCAAGAUGCUCAAGGAGCUGCCCAAGGGCCGGACCUUCGCCCUCAAGCUCACCGAGCCCCGCAAGGCCUUUGCCCCGGGGCCGCUCGGCCUCGGUGAGGAAAGCGGCCUCCUCCUUUCGAGGGCCGAAAUUGCUGGGGAGGCUCCGGCCUCGGGAUUCCUGGCCCUGGGCCGCGAGUUCCCUUCCGAAAGGGCCUCCCCGUGGUCCCGGCGAGGCCGUCGCCGAUGCGAUACGGACCCCUGGUGA
Messenger RNA from Tinamus guttatus (white-throated tinamou), 1296 nucleotides. The record is from RefSeq and is a predicted model, not a curated record. Lineage: Eukaryota; Metazoa; Chordata; Aves; Tinamiformes; Tinamidae.